AUGUUCUUAGGGGCAGGUGUAAGGCCUAGAUGGAAUCGAUAUGGCCAAUGUACAUUUGAUGGGAAAAUUAGCAUAUUCCCUUUCAUUAAUAGGGUGGCAGCACAAAGGGACUCAAAAACUCGACCAAGGGGGUUAAUAGAUAUCAAACCAACCGAGUCAGUUACUCAAGAGGUGUAUAGGAAUAUGCUUAUACAACAACUCAUUCCAGCCAUACUAAGAAAGUGGCCAAGUGAAGGUCUUUCACUUAUUUUUAUUCAACAAGAUAAUGCAAGAGUUCAUAUCACAAAUGAUGAUUCGAUUUGGCAACAACAGAAUAGGCAAGGUGGUUUAACAUUCAUUCUUACACAACAACCUCCAAACAGUCCGGAUUGUAACAUUCUUGAUUUGGGUUUCUUUAGAAGCAUACAAUCGUUAAUGCAUAAAAAGAUGCCCAAAAACAAGACAGAAUUGAUAACGGCAGUUGAAGAUGCAUUCGGAGAGUUACAUCCAAAGACAUUAACAAAUGUAUGGAUCUCAUUACAACAUCAUUUAAAUGAGAUUCUAAAGGUUAAGAGAUGUAAUGACUACAUACAACCACACUUUGGAAAGAAGGUACAAGAAGACAAUGACAGGUUAAGGAUUCAAGUUAGAACACCAAUACAAUUGGUUAGAGAAGUUGUUGCUUUUCUUAACGCAAAUAGAGAACAACAACCAACACAAGCACAUACAGAGAAUGAGGAUGUUGCACAAACUUCAUAA
Amaranthus tricolor (Joseph's coat) is the source of this 738-nucleotide messenger RNA. RefSeq lists its product as uncharacterized. The transcript has a single exon. Bases 1 to 738 code for a protein of 245 amino acids. Lineage: Eukaryota; Viridiplantae; Streptophyta; Magnoliopsida; Caryophyllales; Amaranthaceae. The record is from RefSeq and is a predicted model, not a curated record. Gene Ontology annotation, molecular function: nucleic acid binding.